Messenger RNA from Cimex lectularius (bed bug), 2804 nucleotides. RefSeq lists its product as uncharacterized. The record is from RefSeq and is a predicted model, not a curated record. The coding region runs from base 1290 to 2711 and encodes 473 amino acids. Lineage: Eukaryota; Metazoa; Arthropoda; Insecta; Hemiptera; Cimicidae. The transcript is spliced from 10 exons.
GAUGAUGGUCUUUCUGCCUUGAAUUUGAUACAGCUGAAGAGUUUAUGUUCGGCAUCUUCUUCUUCAGUGCUGCAAACGGAGCAUAAACUCAAAACAUUUUAUUUUAAUGGGGUAACAAUAUAAUAACUAAUCUAAUAACAAUCUAACAACCAAUUUGUCCUGUGUGAAUACAAGAAACAUUAACUAGUUCGGUUGUGUAUAUUAAAAUGAAUCCGUUAGUUCCUGGUGAGGCAAAAAAUUCAGACAUAUUAAACAAGAUUUGAGAGAUUACAUUCUCUGUUCUGGGUAUCAAUUGUUCAGCCUUGUUACACCAUGAAAAUGCACUGCAGAAAGGCCAGGAUAACUUACAUAUAAUGAAUCGAACCAGAAUUCAAACUUUUUGUACAAUUCCCAUCUUAUUUCUUCAGAUAUUCACUUGUCUCAUCUAGAGCUCACUUUUUACAGGGACAAACAUUCAAAAUCAAUUUUUUUUUUUUACUUCUAAAGACUCGCCAUCAUAUUUGAGAAUAAUACUGACAUGGGUGUAUGGUUGAACUUUUUGAACAUCAAUCAAUGACAGAUCAUGGCUCCUAAACUUGUUUGUGGUGGCGUCUUACCGUGGUCCUGGGUUUAAAUCUCACCCUGAAUUCAAAUUCAACAUAUUUAAGAAUAGUUUUUUUACCCCAAAAAACACCAAAUCCAUGGGGGUUAAUAUGCCCACAUAGUUGUCAAUUACUUGUUACCAAAAACUUGUUUGUUUAGUACAGAGAUAGAUUUUAGAGAUAGAUUAGAUUCAUAAGGAAGAUGAAUCUAUGAUCAAUGGUCUGCCCAUUCUCACUACUAGUUUGUGUCAAAUAUGAAAAACUAUUUAGCUAGUUUUCCUAAAAUAGUCAUUAAAUGUUGAUUUAGUCGUGAGAUCUAUGGAGUUACAAAUUUCUUGGUUAUCUCUGACCAUUUUGGUCUGCCUACUCUUGCUGUUUUGGUCUUCAGGAUAAUAUAAACAAAAGAUAGUACAUUCAUGUAAAGAAAAUAAGAGUAUGUAAACUGUGGUUUACAGGUCAGAUCAAAAUGAUCGAAAAUAUUUAUUUGUUUUUUAAUGCCCGUUUGUUCUGUAGAGUAUUGUAACAUAUAUUUCAUUUAUUGGGAGGAAGGGGAGGAUAAAAAAAAUAAGGCCAGAGGCGAUGAUGGGUACUGAACCCUCGACUGCGGGGUCUAUGAACUGAGAGUAACACACUGACCAGUAUGAAUAUUUAAAGGUGAAUAAAAAAUUAGCUCCAGAACGUACCGUAGAUGAUCAGCUGAAAGCUUUCAUGUCCGAUGAUGUCGAACUGGACUGUUUCAAGAGUGACAUAGCUUUCCUCAAGGAAGAAAUUGCCCAGAAAGAAAAGUUGUUAUUGCACCUGACUUCGGCGAAGGCAGUUAUCAGUGAACAGUUGAACCAACUAGUUGAAUGUGAGAAAGAAAAUAAAACCGAGUGUUUGUUGAAGAAUGAGAUUGACAGGUAUAAUGCCAAUUGUCAACUGUACAAUCAGGAGCUGUCAAACCUACAAAACAAUCUCACUUCUCUGAACGACAUCAUUAUGUCAGUAAAUCAUAGUAACAACCAACAUUUUGUUAUUUGCCAAAGCAUGCUGGUUGGAGAAUUUCUACAAUAUUUGCAAGCGUUAUUUAAUUAUAUGAAAAACAUCAAGGACUUGCAGUAUUUAAAAGAAGAAAAUGUGAUCGAUAAUGUUGAUACUUUCUUCACAAGCUCAGAAUACAUAAAUGAAAGGCAGUUUAUUGUUCUUACAGGAAUGGCUAAGACUGAAAGGGAUAUAAUGUUAUUACAGGCCGACAUUUCUGGUAUGGAUAGUGCUAUUGAUUAUAUAGAUAAAUGUAAUCAGAAGGAUGAUAAUUGGUUUAACAAAGUCGAUAAAGAGUCUAAUGAGAAACAAAACAUGCUGGAAUGUCAUCAGCACGAAAUCGAUGAUCUUUGCGAGAAGCAUGUUAAAAGGAUUUUUAAGAAAAAGCAACUCGAUGCUGUCCAAGACAGGAAGUCAAAGUUAGAGAGUGUCAUUAAAAAAAUUGAAGAAUUUGAAUCGAUCGUCAAGCCGAUGAAACUGUACUCGGACUGUUUUUUAUAUAUAUUGAAAUGUGAUUGGCGAUGGUUGAAAUUGAUAAUGGUUUUUCUGAAAGACACAUUUCAAUGUCUUCAGGAUGUUGUCGACCAUUGCAAAAGAACAAAGGAACAAUUGCACAGACUCAUUGUACAGCAGGAGCUGUCAGUUGGCACAUGCGACACACUUCUGUCCUUAACCCUCGGAGAACUUUUUUGUACAACACAAUAUAACCAGAUAGAAAAAUUAAAUUUACAAGUCAAGAAUGUAAACCUCAGUUUAGCUUCAAAAGAAGAAAACGUCUUUAAACACGUGAACGAUUUAAUAUCUUCAACAAACGAUAUAUUGAAUUAUACCAAAAGUGUUGAUAACUACUUGCACAAAGGUGCUACAAGGUUACCUCUUGUGUCGCCAUUUUUAAUGCCAGUAUUGCACAAAUUGAAAGAUAACAUCAAAAAUUUUGGAGCCAGUGUUCAAAGUUUAACAAAGAAAUAUGAAAGUUUCAAAAUGGAAUUGGAAGAAGACAGUUCGAAAAAAAAGUUAUUCCAUCUUUGGUCAGAUUAUCUCAACAAUCAAUUCUCUGUUGUGGAAGAGUUAGUCAAAUUGGAACACGCAGUAUCUAAAAUAAUGCAGUGAAUUGGCUACAUAAUUACGGAUUUUUACAUAUUAUUAUUUAUUUGAAAAAUGUUAAAAAAUAUAUUGUAUGUAUUAUAAAAAUUAUGAAUGAAA